Adineta steineri is the source of this 1306-nucleotide messenger RNA. Lineage: Eukaryota; Metazoa; Rotifera; Eurotatoria; Adinetida; Adinetidae. The record is from the annotation of a GenBank genome assembly.
CAACAAACGUAUCACUUGUCGAACAUUUGAUUUUGAUGCUGAUUCUCUACAAUGUCGUUUAUGGGAAAUGGAUACAACAACAGGUUCGAUUGUUGCUUCACCAUCAAAACCACGAUCAUCUGUUGGUUCAGUUCAAAUCUCUCCUAAUAACUAUGUUAACAUUCACAAUCAGUCAUGCAAUCAUUGUGAUCAAAGUCGUUAUGAAAUAUGUAAUGUAAACAGUUCAACUUGUCAAUGUCCACCAUUUACAUAUUGGAACAAUGAAAUGUGUAUGAUACAAUUAUUUCAAGGUCAACUAUGUUCAAAUACAUAUGCUUGUCGGACGGAUCUCAAUCUUUCAUGUCAACCGACCUGUAACUUUACUUAUCAAUGCUCUGCUUCUCCAACCGCAGGUAUUGGUUUGACAGUAGCUGGUUUUUGCAAUGGUAGUACAGAUGCAGGUGCACUUGGUGUAAUGGGUCCUUGGGGUAUCUAUGUUUCACCAUUCGAUGGAAUCCUAUAUGUAGCCAAUUACGAUGUGCCACGAUUUCAAUCAUUUUUACCAUUCUCACGCAUUGGAUCUACGAUUCUCUCUAACGGACUCGGUGCGGCUGAGGAUAUAUUUGUUGACAGUUCACACAAUAUAUACAUGUCUGAAUAUACCACUAAUGACGGUAUGAUGUACAUUCAACGACCAGGAAUGAAUCUUACAAGUUUUCCAUCAAUAGGUCGAUCAAACGCAAACUGUUCUCUGACAGGGUUAUAUAAAAUUAUUGGUGUAGUAGCUGAUCAAUCCGGUAAUAUUUACGCAUCAUUGGCUGCUUGUUGUACGAUCGUGAAAUGGCCACCAAAUAGUACGACUGGUAUUCAUAUUGCUGGAAACAACAUAAACUCUGGUUCUGGUAGUAAUGCAUUAGAUUGGCCUCGAUUUAUCCAUUUAGAUGAAGUUCGGGGAGCCUUAUAUGUCGCGGACAGUAAUAACAAUCGCAUUCAGAAAUUUAUGAUAGGCGGCAACGGAACAGGAAUAACAGUUGCAGGUGGUGGUGCGUCGGGAGUGGGUCUUAACAAAUUGAAUGGUCCUUCAGGUGUUUGGGUGACACGAAAUGGUCAAACUCUUUAUAUUGCUGAUAGCAAUAAUAAUCGUGUGAUGCGAUGGAAUAUUGGAGAUACACAAGGAUCGGUUGUAGCCGGCAGUGCAAGUGGUGUUGCGGGCAGUACCAGUACGCUUCUUUCGUCUCCUGGUGAUGUGGCACUUGAUCCUACUGAAACAUAUUUAUAUGUUUCUGACUAUAAUAACAAUAGGGUGCAACGGUUCGUUCUUCAAUGA